AUGGGUUGUGAAAAUGUAUGUAUCCAAAUGUUGCACUUGUUGUUAUUUUUUGUUCUGAAUUCUGUGUUCUUCGAACAUGUUAAUGGAGAACGUGAAUGGGAUUAUUUCGUGUUUAGUCAAGAAUGGCCACCUACUUAUUGUUCUACUCAUACGUGUAAACUUCCUUACAAAUUCGACGAUUUCAAUAUUCAUGGACUAUGGCCAAGUAUAUGGCCAUAUGGUAUUCCGACAAACUGUUCAAACAAAACACCUUUUGAACUCGAAAACAUCAAGCCGAUUUAUGGUGAAUUACAGAAACAAUGGGCUAAUCUGAAUGACUUUGACAAUCCCGAAGAUUUCUGGGAACAUGAAUGGAGUAAACAUGGUGUUUGUGCCGCAAGUGAUGAUUCAUUUAUAUUAAAUGAAUUGGAUUAUUUCAAUGUUUCACUUGGGAUAAAAUUGAAAAUGAAUUUAAUGAGUCGUUUUGAUUCAAUCAAAAUUAAACCAAAUAAUUUGGUUACUUUAAAGCGUGAUGUAGUGCUUAAUCAAUUGAGGAGUUCCUUCGGUGUGAAUGUGUUAAUGGUUUGCUCUUUCCAAAACGAUAAACCAGCUAAAUUAUCUGAAAUUCGACUAUGUUUAAAUCCAUCAUUAGAAUUCAUUGAUUGUCCUAUAUCAGGAAAUAAAAAUGAUUAUCAACAAUUUUCAAAUAGUUUUUAUCAUCAAAACAUUUAUCAUAAUCCUGUUUGUAAAUCAUCGUUACCAUGGUUAUAUCAAUCUCCAAUUUGUUACAAUCAAUCAUCUAUUUUAUUAUUUUAUAAUGCACCAUGUUCAGAAGAAUUAAUAUUUCCAGAUUUUAAUUAA
Messenger RNA from Schistosoma intercalatum, 840 nucleotides. Lineage: Eukaryota; Metazoa; Platyhelminthes; Trematoda; Strigeidida; Schistosomatidae. The record is from the annotation of a GenBank genome assembly.